This is a messenger RNA of Dipodomys spectabilis (banner-tailed kangaroo rat), 2431 nucleotides long. Its product is annotated as cytochrome b-245 chaperone 1. Bases 571 to 1134 code for a protein of 187 amino acids. The record is from RefSeq and is a predicted model, not a curated record. The transcript is spliced from 7 exons. Lineage: Eukaryota; Metazoa; Chordata; Mammalia; Rodentia; Heteromyidae.
CCCCUCGGGGCGGACCUGGGACCCACCGUCUCCUCCCCACAGGGACAAAGUUCACUGGGACUCACACUGUUCACCCUGGUUCUUCCCAUUCGAGCCCAGCCCCCCAGCGUGGGAAGACACGCUCCGCCGUUAGGCUACUGCCUGCUCUUUGUUGGGAGCUCCAGGACCGCGGCGUUUCCCCGAGGCUGCGGGACGGCCGCUCGGGGCAAGAUCCAGGCGCCCUCCCGCUCGAGGUCCGGAGCCGCCGGGGCCGGACACCCAGCGCCGGGCUCGGAGGUCUGGCCCGCCAGGCCCCGCCCCGGGCACGCCCACACCACGUCCCUCCCUUCGCUAGGCCCCGCCCAUAGACCGGACCCCGUCCGGAAGUCCUUGGGGUCUGGCCCUCGAUCCCGGAAGUCCCGGUCGCCCCACAACUCCGGGCGGCAGCGCGGCACCGCCUUCGUUCCCGGAAGUUCCUGCGACAAGGGUCCACCGGCCGUGCCCUCGCGGGUUCGCAUCCCUCCUCGGCCGUGCAGGUGCAGACCGAGCGGCUGCCGGGUCGGAGGCCGCGCGUGCAGCCCGCGGCCCGCGAUGUACAUGCGCGUGGAGGCCCGCACCAGCUCCCGCCUCCAUCUGAAGAGGGCGCCGGGCCUCCGGUCCUGGUCGCUGCUGCUCGGAAUCUUAUCCACGGGCCUUGCGGCAGCCUACUACAGUGGAGAUAGUCUGGGAUGGAAGCUCUUCUAUGUCACAGGCUGCCUGUUUGUAGCUGUGCAGAACCUGGAGGACUGGGAGGAAGCCAUCUUUAACAAGAGCACUGGUAAAGUCAUCUUGAAAACGUUCAGCCUGUACCAAAAGCUGCUGACCCUCCUCAGAGCAGGCCAGGACCAAGUGGUGGUUCAGCUGAAGGACAUCCGUGACGUGAACGUGGAGGAGGAGAAGGUCCGGUACUUUGGGAAGGGCUACAUGGUGGUGCUCCGGUUUGCCACAGGCUUUUCCCACCCCCUCACCCAGUCCGCGGUCCUGGGCCACCGUAGCGAUGUAGAAGCCAUUGCCAGGCUCAUCACCGGCUUCCUGGAGCUGCACCGGCUGGAAAGCCCCUCAGAGCGGUCUCAGAGUAGCGACAGCGAGGCUGAUGGCCCCAGCAGCCAGAGCUGACAGUUGGGCAGUCAUUGCUGACUGACCCGCCACGGGCUGCGGGCAGAGCUGAUGUAUCCCUAGGCCGCCCUGGGCAACUCCCUGCCUCUUGCCUAUUCAUACUGCCUGCUGCCUCGAUUCUGAGCACAAGUCCGGACUAGAUCUCCAUGGCCCAGGCAGGCCUGGCAUGUCAUGGUUCAGGAUGCACUGUGGGCUGGACUUUCUCCACCACUGGGGAUACACUGUAGGCUGGACUUCCUUCAUCACCCGGGAUACACUGGGCUGGACUUCCUCCAUCACCUGGGAUACACUGUGGGCUGGACUUCCUCCAUCACCUGGGAUACACUAUGGGCUGGACUUCCUCCAUCACCCGGGAUACACUGUAGGCUGCACCUCCUCCAUGACCCAGAUGCACAUAGUACAGCCAGAACAGAGCGAGGAGCCACCCAUGGAGCAUGGUACCUGGACUUGCUGUGCUGAGGGUCUAGCUGCAGAUAGAACAGGGCGCCUGCAUUUGUGGGGGGCUCUGGAUAAGUCCAUAUGGUCAGUGGAAAUCUUUGGAUGUCCUGGGUGGACGUCCUCAGUGGGCUUUCCUGCUGGACACAGUGUUUCAGAGGCGGCUUCUCCCCAAGGAUGUCCCCCAUGCUAGGGACACGGAUGUGCUAACUGCAUAGAUGGCUCCUUCGGGGUGCCUGGACUGUGGGUGGUUGUGGGCUGUAGAAGCCCCCCAGCCCCACCUGAAUGAAUGACACCCAUAGACGGGAGCUCUUGUGCAGAAAGCAAGUCUUGGGAAUGAUGGGGCAGCGUGGUACAUGCCUGUGAUCCUAGCACUGGGGGCUGAGAUCCAGAGCUCCUGGUUUGCAUGGUGACAUCCUGUCUUCAAAGCAGUAUACCCAGCUUUAGCGCACUGUCUACUCCUGGACCCUCUGCGGUACAACCUGCAUCCUGAGAGCUGCAGUCCCUGGCCGGCCUCAGGAAGCUUCUAUCCUAGCAUGGCCGGGUAGAACUAGACCCACCCGGACCCAGGGGCCAUGGCUGCCCUGAGAUGGUGCCUGGGUGAACACAGCGUCCUGCCCUGGGAUGCAGCUGCCACCGCCCUGGACCAAAACCAGCCAGUUCUUUCCUUCCUAAAACCAUGUGUGGUUCAGUGGCUGGUCAGGUGCUGGGCACUGUCAGCCCCCGCCCCCGCGCUGCCCCCAGGGCGGGGAGUGGGUUCUGGAGGCGUGAAGCCCUGCAUGGCAGGGCCCUGGUAAAAAGCCUUUCUGUGGAAUACUGCUUGUCUUUAAUUUUAGAAUAAAGCUCAACGUGCAGAUUUUUA